Aricia agestis (brown argus) is the source of this 3159-nucleotide messenger RNA. RefSeq names its product E3 ubiquitin-protein ligase COP1-like. Gene Ontology annotation, biological process: proteasome-mediated ubiquitin-dependent protein catabolic process. The coding region runs from base 274 to 2310 and encodes 678 amino acids. The transcript has 5 exons. Gene Ontology annotation, molecular function: ubiquitin protein ligase activity; protein binding. The record is from RefSeq and is a predicted model, not a curated record. Lineage: Eukaryota; Metazoa; Arthropoda; Insecta; Lepidoptera; Lycaenidae.
UCUCAAGUUUGCUAAAUGGUUAGAAUUCUUGAGUUUCGUUUUCUAAAAAUCAAAACCAAUAUGAAAUCAAAGUUUUGAGACUAACAUUAAUUUAGGACUUACGAGGAAAACAGUACAUGGUUACUAUUUAGUUAAAAACUUAGACGACAGUUACCUGUGUAAUGAAAAGUGUUUUCAGCAGUAGGGUGGGAAUUAAAAGAAAAUAUAAUGUUAAUUAAUCCAAUUUCUAAAUAGUGGUUUACUUCUAAUAUUAUAUAAAUAAGACUUAGGAUCAUGUCUGGUACAGUAGCAAGUGGUGCAGGCAGCUCGGGCUCGGGAGGUGCAAGUGGAACUGCCAGUGCUGGACCUUCCUCAACUACAGCACUAGGGGGUCUCGGGGGAUCCCUAGAAGAUAAGGAUUGUGAUCUCCUUUGUCCUGUAUGCUUUGAACUAAUCGAUGAAGCCUAUGUGACUCGAUGUGGACAUUCGUUCUGCUACACGUGUAUUGCUAAAUCAGUCGAGCUUCAUAGGAGGUGUCCCAAAUGUGGAGCCGCUCUGGGUGGCAGGGAUCAUUACUUUCCUAAUUUUCUGCUCAAUGAAUUGGUGGCAAGACGCAGAAUGAGAGUUCGUCCGAGUGGUCCCCCAACCGUUCCAAAUGCACAAAAUUCACAUCAGGAUGCAGAAAGACUGAGAACACUCCUUGCCAAUGAAGCUCGGCAUCUAGCAUUAUCGGAUGUGGAGGGAAUGUUAGAUGUACUCACACGCAGAAAGAGACUGUUGGAAGCAGAAUCGGCUGCGGCCCAUCAUAGAUUGCUCUAUGAGUUUCUGUCCCAACUACUCCGAAAUAGGACACAUCAAUUGGAACAAUUGACAAGAGAAGCUGCUUUAGUAAAAAAGGACAUGGAGCAUGUAGCGGGGGUGCUGCGCGACCUCCGCCCCGGGGAUGGCUCGUCCUUGUCCCCCGCCGACUCUAACGCUCCCACUGACGGCCCCAGGGAUCUCGGAGAACUGCCAGAAGCGCCACGUAGCCCUAGCCAAGAAGAGGAGGAAAGUUUCGCGGGUGCGGGUACGGCGACGUCUGGGGACGCCCAGGCUGCACGCUGGAGGCGACUGGCUGCUCACUUUGAUGAUUUUGUACAGUGCUACUUUGCGCAUCGCGCUGACGAACUGUACUUUCCGGGUUCCGGUGCGGUGACGCCAGCUGUGGCCUCCUCCGGAGACGACCUCGUGCCGCAACAGCAGCCGCCGACCGGCGACCAACAGGCGCCCGAGGUGCAGACCAACCCGGAUCCCGGCUUUGGGGGACUCGAAGCUUUCAGGGAGGACCUGGCUGCCUUCACCAGGUACCGAGCGUUGAGGCCCCUAGCGACGCUGUCCUACUGCAACGAUGCGAUCAACUACAGCACAAUAGUGUCCACGAUAGAGUUCGACAAGGACGACGAAUUUUUCGCGAUAGCGGGCGUGACCAAGCGAAUCAAGGUAUUCGAAUUCGAGUCGGUGAUACGCGACGCCGUGGACGUGCACUACCCGUGCGCGGAAAUGCAGUGCUCGCACAAGAUCUCGUGCGUGUCGUGGAACGCGUACCACAAGCACGUGCUGGCGUCGGCGGACUACGAGGGCACGGUGGGUGUGUGGGACGCAGCCACGGGCGUGCGGACGCGCGCGCUGCAUGAGCACGAUAAGCGCUGCUGGUCGGUGCACUUCAACCGCGCCGACGUGCGCCUGCUGGCGUCCGGGUCCGACGACGCGCGCGUCAAGCUGUGGUCGCUCAACGCCGAGCGCUCCGUGGCCACGCUGGAGGCCAAGUUCAACGUGUGCUGCGUGCGCUUCAACCCGCGCUCCUCCUGCCACCUGGCGUUCGGAUCGGCGGACCAUUGCGUGCACUACUACGACCUGCGGGCGCCGCGCGCGCCCCUGGCGGUGUUCCGCGACCACCGCAAGGCGGUGUCGUACGUGCAGUGGCUGGACGCGCGCUCGCUGGUGUCGGCGUCGACGGACUCGCAGCUGAAGCUGUGGCGGGUGGAGUCGCCGCGUUGCGUGCGCUCGUUCACGGGGCACACGAACGAGAAAAACUUCGUGGGGCUGGCGACGGACGGGCGGUACGUGGCGUGCGGCUCGGAGAACAACGCCCUGUACGUGUACUACGCGGGGCUGUCGCGGCCGCUGCUGAGCUAUCGAUUCGAAGCGGUGCGCGGGUUUCUGGAGCGCGCGGGGCGGGACGAGGAGCCCAGCGAGUUCGUGUCGGCGGUGUGCUGGCGCCGCGCCGCCGAUCGCCCCGUGCUGCUCGCCGCCAACUCGCAGGGCACCAUCAAGGUCCUGGAGCUCGUCUAAACGUUUAUCGUUCGGGUCCUCGCAAUCGACUGGUCUAAGUGUCGAGUGAUAGUUAUGGGAUUUUAGAAUAAACUUUUUGACGCUUACCAGAGGAUUGUGAAGAAGAACCUAAAUACCGUCCGCCCGAUCGCGCCCGGGUCGAUCUUGUCGUGUACCUACCCAUCGUAGUUUGUGACUGUGACGCGCUGUUUUUAUAUCGAUAACGGCGAGCGAGCUUUGAGAGUAAAUAUUACUUUAAAAAUAUAUUACUGACCUUUAAGUAUUAAGUACCGACAUUGUAAUGAUUAUGAAGUAUGCCUUUUGCUGUAAAGAUUCGAAUGUCUCCAACCUAUAAUAUUUCAUUGUAAGUAUAGUUAAAGUAGGUGGCUAAUUGGUGGUAAACUCAAAACCGAUGCAUUUAUUAACUUUAAGAUGAAAGUCAGAAGAAAAUUUAUGCGAUAAUAACUUUGUCCAAUAUUUUAGUACUGAAUACAUUACAUACAUUGUUAAUAAUAAUUGUCAAUAGGUUCAUUAUUAUUUUACUCGCUAAGAGUGAGUUCUUCAUGUAACAGCUCAAUAAUUUUUCAUGGCGAAUAAAAUAAAAAUCGUCUGAUCUCAGUGUAACUGGUGUGGAGAAGUAAAAGCGAAUAAAUUAAAAACCUUAAAAAACUCAACUAAAAAAUAUGGUGCCAGUAACAUUUUUUAUUUGUAAUUUUAUUGUACCGUCCAUAACAUUUAUCACACAUAUUUAUUCCUCUAUGAUCACACGUUAAAUUAUUUACAGUGUGUCUGUUAACCUCUGAGUGCCAUAAAGUCCAGAGUAUAUGACUAUGUAUUAUUCAAUAUAAUAUGAUUUUUACGUAAUAUUUA